This is a messenger RNA of Xyrichtys novacula (pearly razorfish), 25259 nucleotides long. The record is from the annotation of a GenBank genome assembly. NCBI's taxonomy places the organism in Eukaryota, Metazoa, Chordata, Actinopteri, Labriformes, Labridae.
AUGGUCCGUUCAAAAGCCAUUGCGCCCCAGCUGUGUUCUCCGCCCCCUUUUCACGUUCUCACAUGUGAUUGGCUUCUCCGAACGUCACUUACUCCUUCCCAAACGAGUCAGCCCCGCCUCUUUCACGAAGCCCUAGCAGCGAAACGAGGAACAGAAGCCCUAAAAGACAGGUACAGAGUGUCUCUACUCUGUCGGGAUGCUUUAACCUUCGCCACAGAACCGUAAGACUUUCUUCUAAUUUAUUCUCAUCUUUCGUGUUGAAUUAUCUGUGUUUGUUUUUACCAGCUUAGUCUCGCUUCUGUUUGAAUUAAGCGGCAGAGUUAACAGCGCUCGUGUCUCCCCCUUUGCUCUCAGUGACAGCGUUGAAGUGAAAAAACGCUGUCGAUAGAAUUACUAAUGGACUUCCUUGUGUUAUUUGCUACAAAACUGCUGUGUGUUUUCCUCCCUGGUAACCAAUUGAGCGUAAUUUGUGUGUUGUAUGGAGGCUGUGCUGCGUUUAGGACCACAUUUGAAUACAAUAUCAUAUUUGAAUGCGCUGACAACUUUGAACUGCUGUGUUGGCUGUUGCUGCCGAGAGGAACUCAACUGAGCUAUGUGGAUUCAAACGGGACACCUGUGGUUUCAGCCUAUAGAGACUGUCCCCUGUAAAUUAUUCAGACAAUCUAACUCACCAAACUAACUCUGAUAUCAUUCAAAUUAUAACACUAUUGUAAGAUUACAUACAACACCGGUGUAUUUUUUUAUUAUCAUGAACAUAUGAUAUAGAGAAGAUGUCUUGUUUUUGUUUUGUGAAUGGAGAUAGUCCCUAAAAGUUCAUAUGAUGUAAUCAUUCAGAUGAAUAAGGUUCAGGUUUUUCCCAGAUGACUACACCGUGCACAUGCACAACAAUGAAGCUAUUAAUGCUGAGUCAUUUAUUGAUAAACAGACAUUUUUGAUCAUAUUAGAUCAAACUUUCAGUGGUCUGUUACCUACAAAUGUCAACAGCUCUUUGGUUCUAGUUUCCAAACUGCAAAACUUUGCUUGAAGAUCAACCUUUUUUGAAUCCAGUGUCUUCAAUCAGUCAAUCAAUCAAUAACUUCUUGUUUAUUUAUGCAUUGCAAGGACCAUGUUUUGUAUGGAAACCUUUAGUGGACAUCCAUCCGUUCAUUUGUUUGAUUUCAACAUCAGUGUCACCUCACUAUUAUUAUUCAUUGGUGAGUUAAUCAUGAACCACUCAUCGCUUUCACCUCAAGUCUUUGUGGUGCUUUGAGUGUUGUUAUUGUCGUCUGUAAAUCAAUCCUUUCAGUUCAGACAGGAUCCUUUUAUGCAUGAGUGGUGGUGGCAUCACUGUCACCAUGCCAUUCUCAAGUUGUCUGUGCUCACACACACACUGCGAGCUCAUGAUCAAGCUUGAGUGAGAAGAAAUUGAUGAUGUCAUUUUACUGUAAAUACAUAUACUAGCAUUGUAGAAUCAAGUUGUAUUUGUAACAAAAGCCCAAGUAAUAUUCAUAUGGCCUUUCAAAGGGCCUCCACCAGCAAUUGUUGACUGUCUUCAAUAGGGGUAGACUGAUAAUUGACCUUGGCCUUUUAUUGUAUAUUCAGCAUAUUCUAUAUCAGCCUUUUAUUUUACAGUUGGACGAUUAACUGAUCAAAGUGCACUACUUUGGCUCUGCUGUUAGUGUGUCUUCCCCUCUGGGUCUGUUUUCUUGCACUGUUUUGUCUCACCUUACGUCCCGCCUACAACAGGAUCUGACAGGGUAGACAUGAUGUCAGUGUGACGUAACUGUGCUCUAAGUGUAACUGGUUAAGUGUUAACCCCUUUCUGUGUUGUUGAUUAAACAUUUGCUAAAGGUAGCCUAUUCAGUAAAAAAAGGAGUAUUUUAUAUUCCACAUCCUAAAUUUUGAUAGUUUUUCAUUGUUGUUGUUAAUUCAAAUCAGUCUCACUCAUAUUAGCUCUAAAAACCUGAUUUCUGUCCCUGGUCUUAAAUCACACUUAAUACAGCAGCAGAUUCUGAGUUACUAAAGCAGUCAUGAAAGCUAUGCAAGAUUGUGUCACACACAAAUUGCCUAUCAGAUUUGUAUAGACCAAAUGGUACAUCAGUACAACCUGAAACUAAGAUCCUUGUAGUUAUUUUGGAGCCUGCCCUGGAGCCAGUCAUGUGUUUCGUCCCAGUGCCCUUGUGCAAUCCUCUGAUUCCCUGCUGGUUUUAAGGGGCAUUGUUCUGUGCUAUUCUUGCACUUGUGUGAUUUCAAGGCCAGCAGAGGAUUUCUCCAAAGAAAUCAAUAAAGCUGUCAAUCAGCUGAUUAGUCUUUACUCCUUCCUCAGAGUUUCCGGGCGUUAACAUCCAGCGUGGCUGACUUGACUCACUGAGUUGCCUCUGUGUCACUCCCUCCUUAAUACAACUCCCACUUUAAAGCUGGUAAACUCAAAGCUUUCAUGUUUCGGCUAACUCUGCAAGGGUCCUUACAAAGAUCAGCCUGCAGUGGACCUCCUUUGGUUUCAUGAGGUUACAGGAUGCUUUGCCCUACUUCCAGCAAAGCUGUCAGGAUUGACACGUAGGCUCAUGAGAAAUCACGUUUUUUGCUGGUAACAGCACAGAAUCUAUAAAUAGCCCCAUGUAUUAUGCCCUCAGAUUUCACACACAGAACAAACAAAUUGAAUAUAUAUUCUCGCCUUUGCCUUUUUGUAUCCAUAGCAACCAGAGAUUGGGCAGUAACACGGAGUGUCCCUUGUCUCUGCAGGAAAAAUACAUCAUUUGCGGUGCAUCUCUUUUGAGAAACAUCAGAUAAAACAGUUUGAGCACGCUGGUUCUCAAGCUUGUUUUCUUUGUGUUCAAAUUUGGGUGGAUGUGAAAAAGUAAUGCUGAAUGGCAGAUUGGGGCUGCUGUUUACUCUUUGAUCACUCGCUGAUGCUCACUUCAUAUGUUCUCCCCCUGCAUACAGGAAAUACAGGAAGAACUGUAUGACUCUUAAGGUUAUAAAUAAUAUUAAAACCACACUCUGCCAGACAUCAAGUCAGAGGUCAGAUUAGCUAAGUGCCAAUGCCACUAAAUGGAUGUGAGCUCCCACACAUCCAUUCCUGUAGACCGCCAUGAUAUUUAGGUGUUGAUGUAUCAAGUAGCUUGAAAAUACCGCCAGAUGUGUGUCUAUUUAAAGCAUCUUACGCCGGCUCUCAACUUGAUUAUCAGCGGAUCAUGCACAGCUUUAACUGGAUAAUUCUGUAGAGCUGUACCGGAAGAUGCUUUAUUGGAGGUAGAGCCACAGAUGGACCAUCUGUGUAAGGACCUUUUUGCAGUCCCAGUCAGCCCCUAAUGGGGAGGAUAUACAGCUAUGUGGAUUGAGGGGUUGAUGGCAGCCCUGCUGUUGAAAGAAUGUGUAUAGGCAGAGAGCAGAUGGACAAGCUGCAGAGUCAAUGUGUGUGUGUGUGUUUGUCAUGUCAGGACUGGAAACUCAAGCCUGACAAAUCCUCCGGCUGCAGCCUCAUCGUCUCGAGAUCUUGUCAUGGAAACUGGUGAACAACAGAUGAGACUUUGCUUUACAAAAGCCAUGGGGCUUUCAGUGUACACAAUAUGUGUCGCUCGUGGCUGUGACCAACACAAAAAGGUUGUAAUGACGCACUUGUAGACUUGUUGAAUCAUUCUUGCUUGAGCGCAAUGAUUCUUGUAAGAGCAGCAUUCCUGAACUGUUAAAAAAGGCAUUUAUAUCAGUGAACACCACUGGUUAUGUGACUGACUGCCACUGUCAGUCACUCAGCCCUGAAGCUCCACUAAUGUGACAGUUUGAAGACUGAAUCUGAUUCCAGGGGCGAAAACAGUUCAGUUCAGCAAUGACAGAGAAAGCUCUUGAAUGAGGAUAUUUUCCUGACUUUCACAAAAAUCAGACUUUUUGUCUUUUUAUAAAAUGUUCACAUAUUUGCACCAAAUACAGUACAAAUGUUCUCAGAAGGCUGUUUUCACCAUCAAAAUACAACAUUUAAAGACUUAUGAUGCGUUCCAUUUACCUCAGAAGUCAGUGCUGGGAUUGACGUCACACCCGAGUUAUCAACGUUUCAGAUACAAAGUCAGAAAAAAGUAGCCAACAGCCAAAAACGGAAGCGGAAACAAGAUGGCUACAUCUAUGAAAGUUAUUCUUGCGCUUGCCCUGUCCAAAUAUGAACAACUUCUGGACAAAUAUGCGGUCCUUAUGCAACCUGCAAACACAGUGGAUGAAGAGGAAACACAAAGGCGCAGAGGGUAGCCUAGUUUUUCUCAUUACAGGAGCUUCUUCUUACUUUUUACAAUUGGUGCCGUGAUCUUUAAAUGCCAACUCGGGGGUUCUGUGGAUCGUCCGACUUUCCGAGUCAGAAAUCCAACCUUGAGGAUCGUUAUUUUUGAAAGUGGAAAUCUCGACUUCCGAGUACAACUUGAAUGCACAAUUAUAACAUCCAGUGAUAGCACAGCUCUCUUAUCUGGCAUGCUUUAAUGCUCUAGCUGCAGACAGUGAUCGCAGUAUUGCAGAUUAUCAGCCACCCCGAGCAUUGUUUUUCUGCAUGAUAUGUUCCCAAUAAAAACUUUCCAGGCUGAUUUAUACUCAAAACAAAGUACACUGAUAUUAACAUACCUGUAACAGGCCCAUGUCAACAGCUAGAAUAUCUUAAAGAGAUAUUAUCUAAGUUCUAAAGUGACAAAUCUCCAAGUCAACAACCCUUUAAAUGCUGAUUAGUCAAAGGGUUAGGAAACACAGAGUAAAUAAUUGAAAAUCAGCUGUUUUUUGACACAGUUAAACACAAGGUCAAAGACUCUGCAGAUAAACAAAGACAUGACACUUGUUUGCAGAGUGGGGCUACAGUUGCAGAACUAGCCUUUACUUUUCCCUGCAGGUCAACAUUCACUUGUAUGUGCUGGUUAUACAUGACUCAGGCCAGGAGGCUAUUUACCUAUUACCAAACAGAAUUUAUCUCCAUUUUCUAGCUUAAAUUACUGUCAAACAGCACUGUCGGACCAGGUACCAUCUGUGGUUGUUUAUAUCUGGGUAGUAGAGUAUUAUAGCAUAACAUCAGAGACAUGAGAUCUGCAGCAGGUUAGUAGUGGUUGGGCUGCAACUUGGACACAGCACAUGACUCACUUUGUGUCUACAAUAACAACAUAUUAUUCGUUUUUUGACUUGUUAUUUUGAUACCAACGAACAAGGGUGUCAACAUUUAAUUGCUAAGCUGUCCAAACACACAUCUUUAAUAUGAUCUGGUAUCAAAUGUCUAAAGUUUGUCAUAUAAAACCCUCGAGUUAUGAUGAGAGGCUGGUGUGGCAUUUGUUUUUGAGACUGGUUGGUUUAACUGGUACCAAUAGAAAACAAAGCCUUCUUCUUGAGCGUGUUUCUUUUAACAUGUUUGCUUUUAUCUCCUCACAUGAAACAGGCCAGUGUCCACUUUACAAACUGGUUUUAUAUCCCAUUAUUAAAGCUUUAAUAAGUUUUUUUUAAUGUUUCUUAAACUGUUAACUUUGAAGGCCAAUAAAUCUAUUUAUUGAUCAGUGUGCAAACUGGUGCAGAUGCAAAUAGAGACCCCACAUCUAAGGCUGUAUCUGAUGAAUUUCUGAUCCUGGUAUCUGUUACAGUUGUGUCACAAUAAGUGACAGUCAGAGGAUGUAUCUGUUUAAGUUUUUAAGUAUUCAUGGAGGACUCUGACUGAUAGUCGUCUGUGGUCAUUUUGCAAAUCUACAAAUAGGAAUCUAUUUUUAUCUUUAUAAAUACAGUAGUUAGAGUUGUAAAAUCCUGAUGAUAAGGUGUCACUUUAUAUUCUGAGUGAAUAUUUACAUAAUACAACCCCUCUGUCGCUUCCUGCAUCCCAUCAGCUGAUCUCCUGAAUGCUGACGAAUGUUAAAAAGCAAAGAGAAACCCAUAAAGCAGCCCGGUCCUUCACCUUGAAACCUUUUAUUCCCUCAUUGAGGCCUUGUGACUCAGGUAUUUGUCCGGUCUCGCUGCAACAAUGACCCCUUUUCCAUGUUAACAGAUCAUUUACAAGUUGUUGUACCAUUAAUGAUUGACUCCCAUUACGUAAGUCUGAAUGUAAAACCUCAGCACUUCUAGUCUUUCAGUGCAGGUGGCUCUUACCGUGGUGUACAAUACUACAGUAAUCACUCAGGCAGGGUAAGUAGGGCACUCAGUUGGGGGACUGACAUCUCCCAGGUUCAUUUAUAGAUUUGUACAGUUCAUGUGUGGCACAAAGUACUCCAGGCUGAUAGCUUUUGUGCAGGCUUUCAAGCUCUUGUCGUUAGGUUGUGACACUUCAAACGCAAUCUUCUCAGAGGUGCGGGGACAAUUUUUGAGGUUUCGCUCAAAAAGAAGGCAAACUUUGCUGCUGAGUUGUGCGAAAAGGGGGGGAAAAAAGGCUGAGGAUUGGAAGGCAAGGCUGAGUUUGUUACGUAAGAUAGUGCUUCAUGCUGCUGCUCUUACUCACCAACCAUUGUGUUUGUAAUCAUGGUGGUUUUCAUCUCAGAAUGCAGUCAGAGCGGGAGAUUUACCACCGAGGCCCUGAGCGGUUACACUACACUACAUGCUGGUUCAUCAUGUUUCACAUAUUUUAAGGUCUAGACCAACGGGGAUGUAUUUACACUUAUGCGGAUGUACAGAUCAGAAGGUACAUGCGCUGAAUUCCUGAACUUUUUUUUACAUCCUUAUAAAGCUGCAGCCGAAGUCGCCAGACAUGUCACAGCCUGGGAAGUGUGAAAACACAACAGCUUGAUGUGCUAUUUCCAAGCUUCCCAAAGUUUAACAUCAUCAGCCUACUCAAAUAUGCCGUGUCCUUUUAGUCUGUGCUCCCGAGCUGUGAAGUAAGUGGGCUGUCCAGUCUGCUUUUAGCCCAGUGCUGUUGACUGUAGCUAGCUGUGUGUUAUGGUGUGUCGAGGGGUAUCGAAGCAGGGAGCACAUUCUUUCCUGUUGAUGACUCACGUCCUGGGUUUGGUACUGACUGUAAGCCAGGCCGUGGGGAACCACAGAAUAAACACAGAAAAAAAAAACACCACACUGUUUGCAGAGGAUAGAUGAAAGUUAGCUGCAAAAUCUAAGAGUUUACACACAUUUGCAUGCAAGCACACACACAAAGCAUACAGCAUUGCUUUGAUACAACCAAACAGGGUUGCGCAGCACAUGUCCGUGCAAAUGUUUGAGUUCAGUUUUCUGGCUGUGUCAGCGCACACAGGGAGUGGCAUUAUAACACACGGUAGAGGUAAGAUACACACAACCAGGUUGGGGCAUGAGUGUGGAAUGAAUGUUACAUCAUAGUGAGAGUGUGGUGUUCUCUUUUUUUCGCUCUGUACAACCAUAAACACAUACAGUGUAUCUCUGUAGAGACCAAACACAAAACCUUCAAACCUGUAGGCAAACAAAGAGUCCUAAUGGGCUCAUGUGGGAUGAUCACAUCAUAGUUUCAGGACUUAUUUAAAAGAGACAACUCACAAUUCUUGUCUGACAAGCAUAAUCUGAGACAUAUCCUUGAGCAAGUAAAUCCUGAACCUGCAGGUCAUGUAAUUGAGUUUUAGAGGCACAGCAUUUCAUUGAAUGAACACUUUAAAUUUGCAUUAAAACUUUAGAAAAAGGACACAGGAGGAGCAGGCCAGGGGAAGUAACACUAAUUGAAAGUAGUCAGUGGUGAAGCAGCUAAAAGGAUCCAGUUGCCACUGUUAGUGCGGGCUGUGUAGUAUUUGCUGAUGCAGCAGCAGUCAGUGCCCCUUGGUCUUAACUUAGGACCUAAAUCCCAAGUAUGUUGACAUGCUGUGUAGAAUAAUGUCAAUAAGGAGAGAAUUUGAUGGUUUCCAAAUUGUUUAACCCUUUGUGUAACUGACAUUCAUACAAUACUGACCAGCCUAUACUGUCCCACUCUUGGCUAAUAUGGGAAAUCAACUGCUCAAAAGUUCGGGGUGUAUUUUGUCGUAUUUUUCAAUUCAAUUCAAAUCCCUUUAUUUUUGUCCCAGGGUCAGUUUAAAGGGGCAUGGCAGCAGCUUAAGGGGGUACAUAAAAAAAACAAUCGGUAAAAGACAGACAUUUAACAUCUAAAGUGCAUGGAUUGAUAUAAAGAUGAAGUGGCUGAAUUAGGAAGUUGAAGCUUUUAUCCGCAUGAUGCGCCAGAGUUUUUCGGUGGAUGACAAGUCAGGACUGCAGACAGGCCAGUUUAGCACCUGCCAUGCUGUUGCAAUACAUGCAGAAUGUGAUGUGGCAUUGUCUUCCUGGUAUAUACAAACUCUUUUUCCUGUUAAAAACCACGGUCUGCUGCUCCAAAACCUGUUUAGAUUUUUCUCAGCACCAAUGGUUCCCUCCAGGAUGUUAAGUUAUGCUCUAAGCACUUGUUCAUCCCCAUACCAUCUAGGGGUGGGGGAAAAAUCGAUACAGCAUAGUAUCGCAAUAUUUUGUCUGGUGAUAUAUCAUAUCGUCUCAUUUACCAAGUAUCAAUUUUUUCAAAUUAAUUGCUAAUAUGAAGUCAAAUCUAUGAUAAUGGAAAAAUAAAACCAACUGUUUGUCCAGUGAGGUUGGCAGAGCUGACAUCAGAGCAGGAGAAAGUUAGUGCAACAAAUAUAUAAAAGGUUUGCAAGAUAUUCUACAUGAAAAUAAAAUGCAGUGUAAAGAAGACAAACAUAAAGGAAAGAUAAAUGCUAAAUUAGCUAAACAGUUAAAAAAAAUUGUAUAAAUUGCAAUAUAUUGUAUCGCAGUACUCACUGUACUGUACAAUGUUAAACAUCGCAAUAAUAUCGUAUCGUGGGGCCAAGACGGAUUGCCACCCUUAAUUCCAUCAUGGAUGCUGGCUUUUUAUCUGUGUGCCGAUAACUAUCAGGGUGGUCCGUCUCCUCCUUACAGCACAGGAUGAGGAGUCUGUGGUUUCCAAAGAGAAUCUCAGCUUGUUCUCAUAGUUUCCAGCUUCAUCUCAGUCAAUCUUCAAAGGGCUCAGACCCAGAGAAGCCACUGGUGUUUCUGAGUCAUGUUUAUAAUUAUGGGCUCACUGACAAGUUCCUGCUUCCAUCUGGUUAUAAUUAAUCUAUCUCAUUUAUAAACAAACAUAAACUGUGUAUGCAAGUCCACUUAACAGAGUGUCCCAGGAAAAAAGGUUUGUACUUCAGCAACAGCUCAUCAGUAUUUAGAUUUCCCUUUUCCCUGGUAUGGAUCACCGCUGACUCAAAAAGUUAAUUGUAAAUAACUAUAAAUAAAUAGCCGGAUCAAACCCUUUGGGUAACUCGCUGUUUACAGUUUAAGUAGGACUCACUAGAUUAACACAGGCUUUUCUUGAGAGUGUAAUAAACCAAGAAAAGACAGUGUUCAUUUUGCAGAUAUAGCUGUAGGUGAAGAUUUGACUUGGCUUUGAAUUGCUCGUUGGUUUUAUUACAGUGUGAUCUGUGAGAAAGGAAGUCUUGACUUAAUGCCAGUUAUCAGUAACCGCUGGUGACAUCAGGAUGCUGGUCAAGUUGUCGAUCUUUCCCUGAGACACACAGCUGAAAACUGGUGGACGAACAUGAAGUUAUGAAAGCCUCUGGAGUCAACUUUUGUUUGUUUUCUCAAUGUUGGUCUUGUCUGUGUGAUGCUCACAUACUUGCUUACAGGUGUGUUAUUUAUCAAAGAGCUUAUGUGGUACCAAGACUGUUAUCGAAAGACUGUGUGACAUUUGUUUUGAGUUAUCAUGUGAUCUUGAGCGCUCACAUGUAUCACAAUAGACCUGAGGAAGAGCCCAAAAUAAAGAUCUAUAAAUGUGUCAUGUGCUUCUAUUCUGGACGUCUUUGUGUUUCUUCCUUGAACUACUUUGGAGUUUGGGAAUUUCAUAUCCUCAAUUAGCUGCCUUCCAGUAAAGCAGAGACGGUGAGUAAGUGAUUCCCCUCUGUUUUUCAUCCCUCCGCUCCUGCGCACUGCUGCUGUUCUCUUUUUAAAAAUACGCCUUUGCGCCGCUCUGACAUCAGUUGCUUUCGACCCCUCUCUGCAGUGCUGACUGUUGCGGUGUGGCCUUCAAAGGUCAGAGUGAUGCUCCCAGCAGCUCAUCUGUGAUCUGCGGUGCUGCGGUUUCCACGGGAACGAGACGACAGGAGGGCAGAAAGCAGUCAAGUCGCCAAAAGAUGACGUCGCCGUCGCCCACUCACAGUGACAGCAGCGGCUCCUCAAAGCAUGACAGUAACCAGGUAUGUGUGUGAGCGAUGCAAGCAGACAGCCUUUUUUUUAGUAUUUCUUUCAUAGUGCAAUGUGUGAAAAAAAACUCUGUGAACUCUAUUCACUGUGAACAAAUAUUGAAAUGGCUCGGUAAAUGCGAACCCCUCUCUAUAAAUACAGAAGAAUGCUUAAAGCACAAUAAGAGGACCGUGGUCUCAUCAGUACUUCACCUAAAUGGGUCGUGUUCUGAUUAUGAUGUUUGUCCUGUUUUCCUGUUUGCAUUGUGUUCCACCUUAAGGGUAAGCUCCUCACUAGUCUGUCUAACUCAAACAGUACUGCCUCUGUGUGUCCCUGCAGGACAGCUGGGAGAUCGUGGAAGGGCUCAGGGGGGCUCCGGCCAGCAUGCAGGAGCCCGACAGACAGGAGGGCCUGCUGCUCAAGAGGAGGAAGUGGCCCAUGAAGGGGUGGCAUAAGGUGAGAGCUCCAGCUCUGCUGUUAAAGCCUCCAGACAGAAAUAUGUCUUUUUAUAGAGCGCCGCCGCUCCUUUUAUUGAACCAGAGAGCUAUUUUCACCCUGAACUUGACUGCUUUUGAAACAUGAGGUGUUGAGUUGUUAGCAGCAUUUUGAGGGCUUUAAGGCUUUGUUUAGAUCUGCGAUGCUUUAAAAAUAGGUCAAAUCAUUUGCUGCUUUUUGAUAUUAUAGUCUUUUCAUUAUAAAUGCAUGAUAUAAAAAAUAUAAGCAAUGCUUAAUAACAUGAUUUAUGCAUCUCUUGAAUCAAUACAUCUAAGGCAAAAUAUCAUCCAUCGACUGCAUUUGCUUACAGCGCAAUAGAUAAAGAUAUCAGUUUUAACUCACUGCUUCUUUGUCUGUCUGCUAUCCAUCAUGUUUUACCUGCUUUUGCAGCACAUCACCCCUGAAUCCAAAAUAAAUUUCAAACCUUUUUUUUCUCAACUCUAAAUUGGCAGUAGUCAAUCCAAAGGCAGGUGACAGCUAGCAUGAGCGUCUUCAAAAAGGUGUCAAAAAAUAGGGCUGUCAUACCCAGACCUACAUCCAGUAACUGAAAUGUUCACAUGCUGAAUGCAGAAGCAAAGCUUGCUUACAUAAGUGAUUAAUUUACUGCAUUGAAUUCAGUCUUUUGUAGUGUGGGAAUAAGGAAUAGUCAGGUUGUUAAAAAAAUGAAAUCAGGGUUUAUUGAAACAGACUGAUAUUAACAGUGGUGUCCCGAAAUGAUGCACUAAAGCAAGUUAGACUUUCAGUUAGAGCUUGGCAGGUGAUCCGGUUUUAAUUUCGACAGAGUCACAGUUACUGCCUACUGUGUUGCUCCUGUUAUGUCCUAUACAUGGAAAGAACUGCACCCUCCCUUUUUAACUUAAUCAUAGAGCAUGGCGGUGGCCCCUCCCUUCAUAAUAAGCAGCUCGGAUCAAUGUGAAACAAAGCUUGGGAAGGUUGUGGCUCUUGCUAAAAUAAAUGGUGGACUGCAGCCACAGCCACAGAUGGAGAGAGGAGAGCAGGGAGAGGAGCAGGAGGAAGCAGGCGUGUGUACCUGUGUGUGACUGAAAAGCUGCGGGACGGGAUAGGCAAGACGAAAAUGAAAGACUGCAGCAAUCAUGAGUUGUAUGAGCAAGAGCGAGACAUGAUAUAAAGCUUGACUGAAUGAUUUGUUGGAUAUAAGCAGUAAAAGAGCUCAGGUCAUUAGAAUUAUUUGACACUGUGUAAAAAUGCAUUACGACCAGUGCUAUCUGGUACUGAAACAUUGCACCAAAAUUAAGCCAGAACUCUUAAAGUGAAGGGAAGUAUUGAUGCAUGGCCCCUUUCAGUUGUAGUUCUUAUAUCAGCAAGUAAGACAGACAGGCUUUAGUAAACAAAAGGGUAGGCUAAGCUGCUGUUUGGUUAAUGUCAUGUGAAGAGAUUAACUCCAUGCUGUUAACAUAGCUUUUUGCUGUAUUCUUCAAAGCAAAUAUUCACUCUGAACUGUUAAAAGACAGCAAGACAGAAGUUACACAUACAUAAAACAAUCAGCAAAGACACAGGAUACUAAAACUUCCCCUCUGGAGCGUUGGAAUAUUUCACGCUCGGAAAAAUCUCUUUCCUUUUAAUUCUGAGUCAUCCCUGAACAUGUCUCUGUCUGAACUGUCUGAGCUGUAAGUCCAUCCUAACCAGGAAUCUGACCUGCUAUCUUUUAAUACCUCGAGCUAUUUCUGCAUUUCCUUCUCUUCACCGUAAUGGUCUACUGCAUUUCCCCCUUUCUAUUCUUUUGAUUCCUGGCUGAUUUUACUGUAAUCCUGACUCAUCAUCCUCCCACUCUUCAUCUCUGUGACUGUGCUCAGACCUGGAAAGUUCUGCGUUACAACAUGUGUGAAUUGCCACUUCAUCAGGCUCCCUUUUAUCAGGAAAAAGAGGCCUUAAGUCCUCUUAAAGAGCCUUAUCAGUGUGUUCUUUUUUUUAUUGUAAAACUUAACAGCGAGCGUGACGUGCUUGUGAGCCGUCCAGACUUGUGUUAUUUCACUGCCGCCCUCACUGUCCUCAUAAACUUUGCAUAAUUUUUUGCGUAUUUUCUUAGAUAACUUCUGUACUUUAACCCGCUGUUAAAGGAACUAACAAAUGAGGUUUUUUUUCACCUUAGAGAUACUUUGUGUUGGAGAAAGGAAUCCUGAAGUAUGCAAAGCGGGACACAGAUGUAAGUGUUACCUCAAGAGCGCCAUCUGUCUGUUAUUCUCUAAUUUAGACCUUUACACACACAUGCUAACAGAGUGCUUUGUUCACAGCUCAAGAAGGGAAAGCUCCAUGGCUGUAUCGAUGUCGGCCUCUCUGUCAUGUCCAUCAAGAAGAAAGCCAUGUGCAUUGACCUGGACACAGAGGAUAACAUCUAUCACUUAAAGGUAACGCCUCUUAACAAUCUGAGUUUCAUGAAAAUCGGUCAGCUCUCAGAGCGCUGCAUCAAAACCUCGACAACAACACUUUCACAAAGGCUCUCUGCAGCUGUUUCAAAGUUUCUGCUCCUAAUUUGACUCUGUGCACCUCAGGUGAAGUCUCCGGAGCUGUUUGAGGAGUGGGUGUCAAAGCUGCGUACUCACCGGGUGUUUCGGCAGAACGAGAUUGCCAUGUAUCCCCAUGAGAGGCACCUCUUCCACCCCCACGCCUCGUCUUCGCCCUCCCUCAAUGACUCCCUCAGAAAAGUAAGUCGCUCCUGUGCUCUUUUGUGUAGAACACGGAGUUAAAAAGAAGUCUUUGUUGAAGCUUUAAAGCAGUCACAGAAAGGAUUUAGCUAUAUGAACUUGUCUUAUCCUCUUUCUCUUCUCUCCCUCCAUAAACAGAGGGCUACUCUCACCAAGCAGGCAUCAAUCCACCAGGCUAAGGUCAGCUCUUGGCUUCAUUCCUCUGAGGACAUGGAUAAGUGCAGCAAAGGUCGGUUUUUGUUGUCUCUUCUCUUUUUUUCCCGUUCUGCCUGUCAACAGUUUUUAAAAAGAUUGUCUCCCUGAAGCGAAUCUUGAUUUUUUUUUUCUCUCCUCUCUCUUUCAUCACUUUGCCUGCAUGCUUCAAAACUUUCAUUGUUUUUCAGACCUGGAGGAAUGUGAAUCAUACCUGCUUGAACUUAACCUGCUGCUGAAGAGCAUGGAGGUUCUUCAUCGCACUUACUCAGCCCCAGCCAUCAGUGCACUACAAGUAAGGACAAGAUAAUGACCUGGUUGGUCACGCAAUCAAAGUGGUCUUCACUGAAGAUAUUCAAGGACUGAAUGAAGGGGAUGUACAUAACCACCAAUUGCUUUAGAUUCUAAGGUUUAGUAUCACCUCUGGAACAAUGCACCAAACAUGUUGACAUGAUGUGUUGGUCAAGAGGCAGAAGGAAGCAAAAGCUUAUCUGGCAUUAAAGGGACAUUCCGGCGUAAAAAACACCGUAAAACCGAGUUAGACACCCUGUCGAGAGAUGAAUGUUGCCGACCGCUUGCUUCUCUAGUUACAACAACUUUAGUAACGAAUGCACAAUAGCAAUACACAGUGGCCACGCACACACCUCAACCAAAAAGCCACUCUAUAGCCACAAAUAAUGCUCAGAACAGCAUCUAACUUCAUCAACAGUACAUAAAGGGUCCCAGACAUAGUACUAGCCACCAAACAUCUUUUAAACUUUGCCUGGUUUCUCUAGCAAAGAGACAAAACACAACUCACCUACUCUCUUCCGGCAGCCGCUUGUUUGUAGGGAGACCCCGGAACAGUCCAUCACCGACUGCUCCGGGUUGAUGCAGCUCAAAGAAGAACAUUUAUGAUCAUUUCUUCAUGGAAAUACAAUCAGACUGAGACACUAAAGCAUAAGAACUACUACGGCGUCUGCAGAGCAAAAUGAUUAAUUUGAUGAUUAUUACUUUAAGGAAAUGAUAAAAUAAUGACCAUAAAUGUUCUUCCUUGAGCUGCGUCACCCCGCUGCGAUCGGUCAUGGACUAGUCUGAGGUCUCCCUACAAACAGACAGCUGCUGGAAGAGAGUAGGUGAGUUGAGUUUAGUCUCUUUGCUAAAGAAAUUAGGCAAAGUUAAAAAGAUGUUUGGUGGCUAGUACUAUGGCUGGGGCCCUAUAUGUACUGUUGAAGUUAGGUGCUGUUCUGAGCAUUAUUUGUGGCUAUAGAGUGGCCUUUUGAUUGAGGUGUUAUGGUGUGUUUGACCAUGACUUAAAAUUACACAGGAAUAUCCCUUUUAUCAGAGUAGUUUGUUAGUAAGAUAUAACCUCAGAAAAAGCUUUAUACUGCGAUAAAUCACUGAAGAUGAGUCCUUUUCUCAUUUAAUUUCACCAAGGUUCCUCUUCAUUCAUGCACUGAACAAAAUAUCACCCAAAAACUUUGCUCCGACUUUACCCAGACCUUUCUUUAACACUCAAGUAAAAAACUCUGCAAGUGACAUCUCUCUCUGCUGGCCAUCAGAAAGAAUGCAGGCUGAAGGCAUUUCACUUUGACUUCAUUUCUUCAGCCCACUCCUCGUAUACCAUGCAGACUGUGGUUGAAAUCCAGUGAAAAUGGAAAUGCAUAGGCUGACCUAGACAGUGGCAAACUAUUUUUGGCGACUGAAGUACCUCAAGGAAUAAAUGCAAGACUGUCGAAUGCAUCAAGAGGUUUAUAACUGAGAUUAAUGUAUUCAUGCUUUUGUCAUUAUCUUUGUUUGUGAUACUCCAGGCAUCUAAUUUUGACAUCCCUAAGAAAGAGAAGAGGCCGAGGAGAUGGCGAUCCAAAAACAACGGCAAAGACUCCAAAGCCACAUUACAGGUUCAUUUACAGUUUUUGCUUUUUCAGCAGAUAAUAACAUCUAAAUAAGAUAAAUACUAUUCGGUAUUUCACCGUCCCCUGUUUUUUUUUCUCACCAGGUUCCAAGCUGCAUCUCCUCCCAGUCUCCUCGCCUACACGCUUCAAAUCCUAACCUAUCCACUACUGAGUCCAACGCCCAGGAGGUCUGCCCUGAAUCUCCAGACUCACCCACAGACGUCUCCCGUCUGCAGGAGGACUUUUGCAGGCUGGCCAACAAUAGUAAGUCCUUGUCUGCUUAUCUGCUCAGGAGGGUAAUAUUCCAAGUGGUAGCCUCAGUAUGGUAAUAUAGUUUCCAUGACAACUCUGCCUUAUCUUUGUGUUCCUCUCUCUAGUCCACACUACACUGAAAUCAGCCUUUAGCUCCCUGGCUGCAGAAAGGGACAGACUGAGACACACCAUCGACCUGCAGGCCCCACAGCCAGUACAGGUCAUGGGUUUGAAGAAAAGCGCCUAUGCCUCUGUGAGUGUCUCUGUGACUCAGAAAUCAAGCACAAAUGUCACUCAAAUUUUCCCCAGGGGAAAUAUUUCAUGCAACAAACUUGUUCGUGUUAACAGGAAUGUGCAGGUGGCUCCCACUCAUUGGUCCACCAGACGUCCAAUGAGAGCAGAGCAUCCAUCCCGGAGUCCAUCUCAGAGUUUUUUGAUGCUCAGGAGUAUCUUCUCUCCUCUUCUUCCUCUGAGAAUGAGGUGAGACAUCUACUGCUACAACUGAGGAAUUAUGGGAAAAUGUUAAAGAAUUUAUUUAUAGUUGAGAUCACGUUUGAAGUUGACUGUUUUUAUUUCAAUCAAGGUCAAACUCUUAAGGUUGCUCAUCAUGUUAAACAGAAAAGUCAAGCUAUUUGUGUGGCUUUUUGGCCUGCAAAGAGUGAAAACAUUGAAAUGAAUUUGCCAUUGUUGACAGAAAAAAAAUCUGGUUCAGCAACUACAGGUGAAAAACAAAACAAAUUCAGGUCUGAAAGUGAUCAAAAUCGGGCCUUAAAACUGUGAGUUUAAAAAGAUUGUUACCUGAAAAUCAUAUCUAUGUCAUUGAUUUUCUGUCCUCAGGUGUCUGAUGAUGACUCGUACAUUAGUGAUGUCAGUGACAGCGUCUCCAUGGAUACAUACAGCAACGAGGGAGGCAGUGAGAGACACAACUCUGGUAAACAAGACAUAAACAAGCGACGUGUCUGUGUUUGUCUGUAUGUAUGGGAAAACCUCUGAAUAGAGACAGUGACAGUGACAAGAGGUGUGGCCGGUCUGUUCCAGUGUGUUGAUGACUUAGCAUCUGUCUCCAUCCACCAUCAUUUAUUAAAGCAUUGCAAAUGUCUGAAAAUGACCCCCUUGUUUGGACGUUAAGCUUAAUUGCAGACAUUUCAGCAUGAUACUUCAUCAGUCAUUGUUCAACAAAGCAUCUGUGUAACUCAUGAUUUACUUACUACAACAAAUGGUGUCAGUUUUAGAUAUAGACCAAGGUAUAAUGGAUUUAUGCAGUCCCAUUAACCAGGAUUUUAUCCUGAUUCUCUUAAUUUCUAAUUACAAAAUAGAGCUUGUGCAGAUGAAAAAAAAUGAUUAAGUUCAGUCAAGAAACUCUCACGGUGCUGGUUGAAACUUCGCAGCAAAACAUUGUUUGUGACAGGUGUCCGGGCUAUGACUCAAUCUCUCCUCGCAGAUUAAUUUUACUUGCCAAAAUUUUAGGAGUGGUGAGAUAAUAUCUUCAGCUCUAACUCAUUAAGCCUGUAGGUGGAUGCUGGUGCUGCCAGUCCAAGCGUAGCACAGAUGCAGGGUAGAGGGAGUUGCUGGAAACCUUGCAGCUAGGGGUGGGAGAAAAAAAACUAUUUACACAAGUAUCACGUUUUUUUGUUUUACAAUUUUGGAACAGAUUUUUAUGUUCAAAAAUCUUUUUUUUUUUUUUUUUUUUUUCAAAUUUAAGAAUAAAUCUUAAAUAGUCAGUCGAAAAUCACAAUUGACAAUAUCAUAGAAUCGCAGUUUAAAUCAAAUCGGCAUCCGAGAAAUCGUAGAAGAAUCGAAUCCAGAGAAUAGCAUAUCGACCCAGCCCUACUUGCAGCCUAAAUAGACUGCCCAGCUGAGAGAACACAUUUGUAGGGUGAUUGUGGGAAAGAAAUGUUGAAUGUGAGUUCAGUGUUGCUUGAGUUGCCUGCCUGGACUAGCACACAGGUGUCUCCCUGUUAUCUGUUUUUACCAGGAUUUUUUAGGAUAUACUUUAGGUUAGUGGAUUUUUGGAGAACCACAAAUUUAUUUCGUAUUUGAAUAUGACAAAACUAGCAAUGAGAAAUGAGGUACUGCUUUGCUCACUCAAGGAGACAUUCAUAUUAAUGCACACUUAAAGUUUCCCAUGGCAUCUUUAAAUUAUCUGAUCAUUUUUAAGUCAAGCAUCAGCCUCACUGUUUCCCCCUUCAUGCUCUUUCCCACUCUAGUGAGCAGCGUUGUGACCCUGGCUCGUCGGCGCUCUACGCUGCCCUCUCCCAGCCCGACCAGCAGCGUGAGCCUUUGGAACAUCCUGAGAAACAAUAUCGGCAAAGACCUCUCCAAAGUGGCCAUGCCCGUACAGCUGAAUGAGCCGCUCAACACGCUGCAGAGGCUGUGCGAGGAGGUGGAGUACAGCGAGCUGCUGGACACCGCCAACCAGACCCAGGACCCCUACCAGCGCAUGGUGAGAUGAGAGAAAGUACACUUGAUUGAACUAGAAAGUGAAGGUUUCUAUGAAAACUCAAGAGUGUUACAACCUGUCCUACACAAUCGACCAAUACUUUGAUUUAUACGCAUUCAAAAGCAUAAAUGUGAUUGGCUGUGUCUGAUUUUCUCUGCAGGUGUACGUCGCUACAUUUGCUAUCACUGCAUAUGCAUCCAGCUACCAUCGGGCAGGAAGUAAACCCUUCAACCCUGUCCUAGGAGAGACGUUUGAAUGUGACCGACCAGACAAAGGCUUCAGGUUUAUAGCUGAACAGGUAAGGAUCACAUUGUUUUAGCAUCUGCAUGAUUUACUGCCUGUGAAUACACUCUCGUCACAAGACAAUGCACCUUACAGUCGACAGAAAAACUAAAAACAUCUAAAAUACUGAAUCAUAUUGUGUGCAGUGUAGUUAAAGAUAACGUCAAUUAUUGCAACUCUCUUUUCACCUCUCUUUCCAACUCCGACCUAAACCGCCUGCAGUCAGUACAGUAUGCUGCUGCAAGAUUACUCACAAGGUCAACAAAUAAUCUCACAUCGCUCCCAUACUGAUUUCUCUGCACUGGCUCCCCGUGGCUUAUUGGAUCAGAUUUAAAGUUCUCACCCCGACUAUUCGAGCCCCUCACGGCAGAACUCGUUCACCUUUACUCAGCAGCUCAUUCCCAUAGGUCCAGCUGUCAACACCUGCUGUCUAUCACACUAACACGCCUCAAGACUUGUAGAGAUCGUGCUUUUUGAGGCCUCAGUGGCAAAUCUUUGGAAUUCUCUGCCUCUCUGUCUUUGCUGAAUGACAUCUGUGGAGACUUUGAAAAAUCAGCUGAAAAGUACCUUUUUAGACGGGCAUAUCGAUAACUCAUAUUCAGCAUUCCACUUUUCUGAACCUCCUGUUUUAUGGUGUCGGUUAUUUAUAAUGAUUUUUACAUUUGGAUUUACAGUUGGAUUUUUCUACUCCUCUGGCUUAGUGAGGGUGUUUCACUUUUGUGUAUCUUGUUUUUUUGUCUUUCUGAUUUCGCUUGUUCUGGUUUUUUCUCUCGUGUAAAGCACUUUGUGAUUUGCGUCUGCAAAAAGUGCUUUUAUAAGUAUAGCUACUUACUUAUAGUACAAUCUGGUGUAAACACAGGUUUUGAAUACUUUUGUUAUCAAAAAAGUGAGCUGCGUCUGGCACCCUUGUGGUACCAAUAAACCCGUGUAAUCUGCAGGAAGGGGUUAGAUAGCAUUUUGAAGAUGCAAGCAGCUGCCUUACUCUGCAGAGCAUCCAGAAGACAUACCAAGGUGGAUCAGUCUAGCGACGCCACUAUUCUAUGUGUUUCCCUCUCAUCAUGUCAAUAUUAUGAAUUUUAAGAAAAUGUCAGUAUACUUUUUAGUACAUAAACCUUCUGGUGUUCCGUUUUGACCGAAAAGACUUUUCGAACAGUGACCAGGGGUAGCAAAAGUCUAAAAAAAUAGGUCUGCCAUAGGUCCAUUCAUGUCUUACAACUUAUAGCACCAUUGUAGAUUGUGCUCAGCUUCAUUGGGAGUAGCUGACAGAUUUGUGAUAACAGAUCAAGAGUAAGUUUAGUGGUUGGUGAUGCUGCAUAUUGCUGAUCUUGAUGGAAGUCUUAAUGCAGGAGCACACUCUUAAACGCCAGUGUGACUCAUAUUGAGGAUUUUAAGAUGGUUAAGUCAAACAUUCUUUAACUCGUAACUUUUGGGAGUGUGAUAGCAAUUUCAAGUUUUCUCAUCGCCUUCCAUUUUAGAUCAAAACUAAAGGGAGGCAGGUUAGUUUGUGCACAGAGCUGUCGCUACCCUCUUUUAUUCUUUGUUUACAGCAGUUUCACUGAAACUCAGAAUAAAGCUGCAGAGUAAUCUCUGCUAUAAGAAUUUAGAGGUUUCACUGUGUUGCAUUUAGCUUUUCAUCGAUUCAUGACUCCAGAGCCAUUGAGCAUCACUGUACAGCUUUUGAAAAAAGUGCUUUUAUCUUAUCUCGUGUCUCCUUCCCGCAUCACAGGUGAGUCAUCACCCUCCUGUGUCGGCAUGUCACGCUGAUUCAGGGAACUUCAGCUUCUGGCAAGGUGAGCAGCAGAGAUCUGCAUUGAAUGCGGAUCUUUUUUUCUCUUCUGUUUGUCUGAGCUUAUAUUUUAGAUUGAUUCACCACAGCUACACCCUUCAAUUUUUAGAUUUUCACAAGCUGAGGGUUAUGGAUGAGGUGAAAAUCAGUGGUAGAUUAAGUGAUACCAUUCUGACAUCUGUAACUUUACAUCAUAUGAUCAUUUAGUGCAGUUUCUCUACAAACUAUAAAAGCUGACAGAUUAUUCAACUCUAUUUUAAAAUCUUUGCACCGACUCUGCACUCUGUUAUUCAAACCAAACAGCUAAAAAAACUUAUCUAGUUACAGGUCAUUAACUGCUGCCUUGUUUUGAUUCCCCUCUGUGCACAUGAAUAAAGAUGUGAUUUAAUCAGAAGUACUGCAGUUUACUAAAGAGACCAAAUGAAGCAUCCGAGAUGUGAAUAGAGAUAAUAAAGCAAUAUUUAUCAUCACAAGCACUAAUCUGUUCCUUUGUGUGUUUUUUUUAGAUGUUCGAUGGAAAAACAAAUUCUGGGGCAAAUCCAUGGAAAUUGUUCCCAUGGGAACCACCCAUGUCAGGCUACCUGCGUAAGUCCUCUACUUAUUGUGUGUAGGUGUUGGGUUUACAUCUACAUAACUGGGUGCACUCUUGAGUGUUUAUUGAAGUGCACUGUACAGGCUGUAAGAGCUUGAAAAAAAAACAAAAACAGCAUGUGUGAUGUGACUUUUAAAACGUGUAGUUAUGUGCCGUCUCUUAAGGUUUGGGGACCACUAUGAAUGGAACAAAGUGACAUCCUGCAUCCAUAACAUCCUGAGCGGUCAGCGCUGGAUCGAACACUAUGGAGAGAUGUCUAUCAAAAACAUCAACAGUGAUGUCUGCCAGUGUAAAGUCACAUUUGUUAAGGUGAGGAAAUACAGACAGUGAAGUCCAGGAAUGGUGAUACAGCCUCUUUUGCAGAUUCUGUAUGGUUUUCGUGCCAGAGACAAUCUGGAGCCAAUUUUCUUGAGAAACUGUUGCUGCUGUUUCCUCCCUGUCACACAGUUCCCUCAGAUGUACUUUAUUCUUAUUAAUAUCUUGACAAACACUGCCUUCUUCUGGACAAGAUGGGAACUGGGUUUUUUUUUUUUAUAACACAAGUAUAGACAGUAUUUCUAUUCAAGGGUUAAUGUGUCUGAUCUCACGUCAAUUAAUGAAGUAUCUAUUUUUCAUAAAACUCAUACAGCUUUUCACCCCUCUUUCUUUUCUAGGCAAGGUCCUGGAGCUCGACAGUGAAUGAGAUAGAGGGUGUGGUCACAGACUCUAAAGGAAAAGUUGUACACACCAUAUUUGGAAAAUGGCACGACUCCAUAUAUCAAGGGGACCCGCCUGCUGCCACCUGUAUCUGGAGAGCGAGUGAGUGAUUGGACAUCUAGGAUAGUUCCGGGUUUCUGAUGCAGGGUUUGUUUUUUCAAACAACCAAACUAAAUGAUGAUAAAUGAUGUAUUUGUGUUUGUGUUAAGACCCCAUGCCAGAGGACCAAGAGCAGUACUAUGGCUUUACUCAGUUUGCAGUGGAGUUGAAUGAGCUGGAUCCCAACCUGAGACCUCUGCUGCCCCCCACUGACACACGCUUCAGGCCGGACCAGAGGUCAGCACUCUUUAGUCUUGUCUGAAAUGCUGAUGAUUGUCUGUUAUAGAUAGUCUGUAAGCUGCACAAUAUAUAAAAGAAAACGGAGUGUAUGAACAGCACAAGAAUGUAAAAUGACUACAAUCUUGAGACACACAAACACAGAGGCUGCAUGCACAGUGGUAAGUACCCUGAGUGCCUUACAGGGGCUGCAGUAAGAUGGUAAUGGGGACACUCAUACUAUAUAAAGCAGUCAUGGAAAAUGAGAAAGUAGUGAUAGCGUGACGGGUUCUAGAUCAUGUGACUGACACCACACGGCCUGUGGUGUGCCCUUUGUGUAUACCUACAUUGCAGCUGCGAUGUUCAAACAGUUUAUGGUUUUGCUUAGAUGCCCUCUUUAUACAAUUUGCAUCUAGCAUAGGCUAAUGAUCACAUUUGAACUGUUUCAUUAAAGCAAUAGUGUUUAUGGAUUAUCUCUUUGUUAAGGGGAUUUAAAGCUGCUGAAAUAGAACAAAAAACACACUAGAAUAACUUAUUGAAGUGAGUCUUGUCAAGUUGAUGUGGUGGUACUGUGUCUGAAAAUUUUAAAUAAGCAGAGGUAGAGUCCCUCAGAACCAAAGAUAAACUGUACACUAUCAGCAAGGUUAUAUGCUCCCUACAGAAAUGAUGACGGGUAAUGAGUGGAGUAAAUUUUUAUGCAGUUAGAAGAAAAAUAUACAUCAUUUAGUCUGUCGAAAAAGUACAUGGCUUCAGGUACAAAAAAACAAGAUAACACCAUGAUGAGGAUUUGUAAAAAUAGAUUUGAUAAGUCUGUCCUCAAGAGGAGAUGAAAACAACUUUAAAAUGUUUUUGUUCAACAGAGGUCAGAUGGAUCAUUUCUGAUGCAUUCCAGGAAGUCAAUAAAUCUAGAUUCAGAUUUGUGUCUCAGAUGGAAGUCACUCACUAAGCACUUUCCUGCACAGGCCGGACUGCAGUGCUGACCAGUGUCAAAGGAAGAGUCAGACUUUUCUGGAUAUUUAUUAAAGUAUAAAUGUGAAGCACUGCCAUUCAUUUCUUGACUCAUAAAAAAGAGCAAACAUGAAGAGAAGAGAAGUCUGAGAGGGGGAGUUGUUUUAGGAAGAACAGAAAGAAAAAGGAGAAAGGGACAAAGUGGAUGUUUUCAUCACAGAUAUGCUGAAAUGCUGGGGGAAAAAAAGGCCUCCAACUGUUGAUGUUUCUUUUCAAAAUAUUACCCUCCGCAUUGUUACAUAUCAACUUACGAUGAAAAAUAUUUCUGUACUCAACCAGGAGAGCAGCUGUGUUGUAACUGUUUAAUUUGCUUGUGAGUAAGAUCAGAUAACAUCUCUGACGCAGAAUUUGUACCAGUUUUGUUAGACUAAACUUGCUAAGGCCUGACAGCUCUGAGGGUUUCUCUUUUUAUGUGUGGACUCGGGAUGGGCAAAAAAGUAUCAUUCACGAUAUAUUGUCAGAAAAAUCCUUCACAAUGAAUAUUUGCCAUCUCGUAGCCAUAGCCCACACAGAGCAGAAUAACAAACAAACAUGGCCGAAGGUGAUUAAGAAGACGUUUCUGAGUAGCUUGUUACUGAACGAGGAUCCACAUGAGGGAUUUCCUUCAAGAUUGGGGCUUAGAUGAGAGUAAUCAGGUACGCCUGACAUCGGACGGUGGAUCUGCUGCUGCUGUUCACUCUGUGCAAUAAAAGUUUCCAACAAAUGUUGAAAGUGUUUUCACAUUUGAGACUUGUUUGAUGUUGUUAGUUUUCUUCAUAAUCUACCACUCAAACUCCUGGUGAAGUAUCUCAUUUGACUAGUCCAACUGGUGUUAUCAAGACAAAAUGAGUCAAAAAUAUAGAUCAGAAUUAUAAUAUUUUUUAUCAAAACUUUUAUCAUUAUUGCAGAAUGGCAAAUCUCAUCGUGAUACAUUUUUUUAGCCUAUAUCGCCCAUCUGUAGUGUGGACUGAAAGGAUUGGGGAAAAUGACUCUGUCAAAAUUGAAUCACUCAUUUUUUUGUUCCUGACUCGCUUUCUUUGCCUCCUUUAUCCAGACUAUUGGAGGAGGGAAACACAGAAGGAGCCGAGGAGCAGAAACAGAGGAUCGAGCAGCUCCAGAGGGACAGGAGAAAAGUGCUGCAGGACAACAACAUGACGCACCAGCCACGCUUCUUCAAGUAUGAGCAAGUUUGCUUCUCUGUGUGAUUGUGUGUCCAUUUUAAAGACAUCAACUUCUUUUCACCUUCUUUUAAAAGUGAAGCCCAAACUAUGUCUUGUGCGGGUCACAUGAUUUGAAACUGUAAUCUACACAGUUAGGACGCUCUGAAUGUCUUGGCUUCACAUGUUGAACUCUGUCAUGUCAUCCACCUUUUUACACAGUCAAUGAAUCAGACAGUCUUGUGCUUUUCCACUGAUUUACUCAGCCAAACAGAGUAUAUCAGAGUUUUCUAGACUGAUAAGAUAACUGCUCGUUUGAUCCUUUCUAAGAAGUUUACACCAUUUUAAAUUACAUCAUUUCUAUCUUAAGAGCCAUAUUAGGUCAGUGAUCAAUCCUCAGAGGCUCUACUCAUCUUUAGCUGUCAGUUACACCCAGACCACUCAUAAUAUUGAUCAUUUAAACUAAAAUAGAAAAAGCACAUGAUACUUUGGAGUAAGUUUAGAAGCUUUACCUGCUCUUGGCUCAUAAAUGGAAUAUAAUAAGCUUAAAAAAAGAAACAAAAACUUGACUUAAUCUGUUGUUUCUUUUAACAUUUGACAAACAUAACAGAUUUCAGAUGUGAUGUUAAAAGCUCUUCUUUUUGUUUAUUGUGCAGGAAGUCUAAAGACGACACAUGGGUGAGCAACAACACGUACUGGGAGACCCGCAGGGACCCCGGAUUCACCAAGGCUGACUUCCCUGUGUUGUGGUGACCUCUGGUUUAGACCUAACCUCUCCACUACAGCUCAACACAAAGAGGGAAGUAUAGAGGGACAGAACCGAGACCAGCCUGCAAGUGUCCCGAACUGGUGCACAUGAAUCAGAAGAUGUCAUGUUAACCUGACCUUAUACGGACUUCCUGCUUCCUCUUUCAGGACUCAGUAGAGCCUUUAUGUUUCUUGGUUUUGUUUUCUGUUGUUUAUAUCAAUUUUCCAUGAGUGUGCAUUACCUCUUCACAUCAUCUUGACUGUAAUUGACACAGUGUAGGCUACAAAGACAUAUCAUUAUGAUCAUCUCAGCAUUUACCAAAGUGCCUUUUAUUGCAGUGCCUCACUAAACCUGCUGCUGUUGCAUAUAUGCAAAAAACACUUAGAAUCACUUUGUUUGGAUGAUGUCAGAAUCAUACAUGAGAGAUAUAAAAGAAAACUUGUUCAUUAGGUCAAAAUGUGUCCCAGUAUUCCUCCAUCUGUGCAGUAUCAGGACUGGUGGAUGUCUUCAUUUCUUCAACCAGUAACUGGCUGGUGGAUAAUGUCAUAAAAGAGGGACUCUAGCCUGUUUUUGCUGCCUUGUUAUUAUCAGACAUGCGGCUGUCUUAGAUCUGUGGAUCAUGUUUGUCAAAACAGCAAUAAUAUUCCAUGUUAAAAGAAAAUAAAUUGUGAAAUGGAUGGACAAGUUA